Molecule: messenger RNA, 1891 nt
Organism: Thalassophryne amazonica
Lineage: Eukaryota; Metazoa; Chordata; Actinopteri; Batrachoidiformes; Batrachoididae
Gene: metap2a
Product: methionyl aminopeptidase 2a
Exons: 11
Coding region: 44-1474 (476 amino acids)
Biological process (GO): proteolysis
Molecular function (GO): metalloaminopeptidase activity
Source: RefSeq, a predicted model, not a curated record
AUUCCCAGAGUCCUUUGCGCUUCCUUUUCCAGCAUCGCCUAAGAUGAUGGCGGCCGUGGUUGCGGAUCCGACAGCGGAUCCGAAGCAGACUCAGGAGCGAGAGCUGAACGGAGAGGCGGAGUACCGAGAAGAGGCAGAACCUUUGGAGGAGGCAGCCAAAAAGAAGAAGAAAAAGAAAAAGAAGAACAAGACUGCGAGUGCAGGUGAUGAGCUGGAGGCGGACGGAGUGCCUGAAGUGGCCAAACAGCUGCAGAAGCAGACUAUAGAGGACAAAGAGAAGGAAGAUGAUGCAGAAGAAGAUGGAGACGAUGGGGAAAACUCUGCAGGGAAAAGGAAGAAGAAGAAAAAAAAGAAAAAGGGGCCCAAAAGUCAGACUGACCCUCCGUCUGUGCCCAUCUCUGAGUUAUACCCAAGUGGAGUGUUUCCCAUUGGACAGGAGUGUGAAUAUCCAGUGUUACAGGAUGGUCGCAGUGCGGCGUGGCGAAUGACCAGUGAGGAGAAGCGGGUGCUGGAUAAAGCAAACGAGGAGGUGUGGAACGACUUCAGACAGGCAGCUGAGGCACACCGACAGGUCCGGCAGCACGUCUGCAGCUUCCUCAAACCCGGCAUGACCAUGAUUGAAAUCUGUGAGCGGCUGGAGACCUGUUCACGGAAACUGAUCAAGGAGAACGGGCUGAACGCCGGCUUAGCCUUCCCCACAGGCUGCUCCCUCAACCACUGUGCCGCCCACUACACGCCCAACGCCGGAGACCCCACCGUCCUGCAGUACGACGACGUCUGCAAGAUCGACUUCGGCACGCACAUCAACGGGCGAAUCAUUGACUGUGCCUUCAGUGUCACGUUUAACCCAAAGUUUGACAAACUGCUGGAGGCCGUUAGAGACGCCACCAACACCGGAAUCAAAAACGCUGGAAUCGAUGUGCGUCUUUGUGAUGUCGGCGAGGCCAUUCAGGAAGUGAUGGAGUCCUACGAGGUAGAACUCGAUGGCAAAACGUACCAAGUGAAGCCGAUCCGAAACCUGAACGGUCACUCGAUUGGUCAGUACAGAAUACACGCUGGUAAGACGGUGCCCAUCGUUAAAGGAGGAGAAGCAACAAAAAUGGAGGAGGGAGAAGUUUACGCCAUUGAGACGUUUGGCAGCACGGGGAAAGGCGUGGUCCACGACGACAUGGAGUGCUCACACUACAUGAAAAACUUUGACGUUGGCCACGUCCCCAUCAGGCUGCCCCGGGCCAAGCACCUGUUGAACGUCAUCAAUGAGAACUUUGGUACACUGGCUUUCUGCCGCCGCUGGCUGGACCGCCUGGGCGAGACCAAGUACCUGAUGGCCCUGAAGAACCUGUGUGACCUGGGCAUUGUGGACCCCUACCCUCCACUCUGCGACACAAAGGGCUGCUACACUGCUCAGUUUGAACACACCAUCCUGCUCAGGCCAACCUGUAAGGAGGUGGUGAGCCGGGGAGACGACUACUGACACCUCACUCCGCUCCCUGUCCCCGUUAACCAGAAUCAGCUGCCGAAAGCCGGCCUGAAAGUGAAGAGAGGGAGGAAGCACAGAGGUAUUCUAAGCACACACUCUGUGUCCCUCUGUUGUUUGAAAUGUUAAAAAGUUAACUGUUAAACAGUUUGACCCCAAUAUUUAUGCUGAGCCGCCACAGAUCGAGCACAAAGCACAUACUCGCGGCUGAUCUCUGCAGACAUUCAAGCUCUCGGUGCUGUAGAAAUAGCGCUAUCUUCAGACAGACGUAUCUGCAGCUGUAUGUUUGGUUUCUGUUGCUACACAGGAGGGAGUUGCGCACUCGGACCCCAAGCAUCACUUUUGAUAUUGUAAAAUAUAUUUGGAAUGGCUGCUGCUGUUUGUGCUCAAUUAAAGGCUUCAUUUUGAACUCCC